GUCAUUCGGAGCGUCAUUGGCAUCGGCCAGCGUCAGCUUCAUAUUUUUUUGUCGACACGCGUAUUCAACCGAUCGGAAAGAGAUGGGACGGCGCAAGAGCAAACGAAAGCCGCCCAGCAAGAAAAAAGCCAUUCAGCCGUUGGAUACGCAAUUCAAUUGCCCGUUUUGCAAUCACGAAAAGUCGUGCGAGGUUAAGAUGGAUAAAUCGAGAAACACAGCCAAGAUCACUUGUAGAGUGUGCCUGGAGGACUUUCAAACGACGAUAAAUCUACUGUCGGAACCUUUAGAUGUUUACAAUGACUGGAUAGAUGCCUGUGAGAGUGCAAAUUGAAACGACGUCACAAAUGUUGUAUAUAGUAACUAUAAACAAAAAACCUUUACGCGUUGGGCAAACAGACUUAUCACUUCUUCAAGAUUGCGACUCAAAAUAUCCUUUUACUUUCAAUAUAUGCUGUACAUCAUGUGUUGUCAAAUGUGUCCACUUCACACAACCGUGCUUUAUAUCAAUACGCACGCACACUACAUUGUCUAAUAAAAUAUAUGAGUUUGAGAAAAUUGUACAAAAUCCAUUUGUAUCAUGGUCGCACUUGACCUUUAAAUUGCCUCGAGAACAUAUUUUUCAAGAGGAAUGUUUUGAAGAGAGAUUCGAGAGAUGUGAACAAUUCCAAUGGAGAAACAAUUACUAUUAAAUAUAUAUUGAUAUUAUAAGUUUUAGUCAUUACUUAUAUUUUAAUACGCAAUUUCUUAACGUAACGAUGAACAUGAUGUGCAAAAGUUUAUUUAUAGCGAUGUAUAUAUACAUGU
Molecule: messenger RNA, 804 nt
Organism: Pseudomyrmex gracilis
Lineage: Eukaryota; Metazoa; Arthropoda; Insecta; Hymenoptera; Formicidae
Product: transcription elongation factor 1 homolog
Exons: 2
Coding region: 83-331 (82 amino acids)
Biological process (GO): transcription elongation by RNA polymerase II
Cellular component (GO): transcription elongation factor complex
Molecular function (GO): RNA polymerase II complex binding
Source: RefSeq, a predicted model, not a curated record